Messenger RNA from Gryllus bimaculatus (two-spotted cricket), 1993 nucleotides. NCBI's taxonomy places the organism in Eukaryota, Metazoa, Arthropoda, Insecta, Orthoptera, Gryllidae. The record is from the annotation of a GenBank genome assembly.
AUGGAAGCGUCACUGGCCGCGAAGCAGACUACGUACACUGAUAAGGGGCCAAAGCCAAAUGGUGGAAGAUUUCUAAAUUUUGAUCACCUGACGUUUUGGGUUGGAAAUGCAAAACAGGCUGCAAGUUACUAUUGUUCUCGAAUGGGAUUUGAACCUUUUGCAUACAAAGGUCUUGAAACUGGUUGUAGGAGGGAAGCUGCCCAUGCAGUACGCCAAAAUAAGAUUGUUUUCGUAUUUGUAUCCACUUAUGAACCCAAUAACAAAGAAAUGGGAGCUCAUCUAAUUCGCCAUGGUGAUGGAGUGAAAGAUAUUGCAUUUGCAGUAGAAGAUUUGGACACUAUUGUGAAGAGAGCAAAGGAACGAGGUGCAAAAAUUGUGAGAGAUAUAUAUGAAGAGUCAGAUGCCUGUGGAACAGUAAGGUUUGCUCAGGUGCAAACUUAUGGUGAUACCACUCACACAUUCGUUGAUAGAACAAAGUACAAGGGUUUUUUUCUACCAAAUUUCAGAGAGAUUACUAUACCAGAUGUUUUAAGCAGCAGUUUACCUUCUGGAAAAUUAGAUUUCAUCGAUCAUGUUGUUGGAAAUCAGCCAGACCGUGAAAUGGAAACAGCUGCUGACUGGUAUGAGAAGUAUUUAAUGUUUCAUAGAUUUUGGUCAGUUGAUGAUUCUCAAAUUCACACAGAAUACUCUGCAUUGCGGUCAAUAGUGAUGACUAAUUAUGAAGAAACUAUAAAGAUGCCAAUUAAUGAACCAGCUCCUGGAAAGAAGAAGAGUCAGAUUCAGGAAUAUGUUGAUUACUAUGGAGGUGCAGGAGUACAGCAUAUUGCACUGAAUACUCAAGAUAUCAUUGGAUCGAUCCAAAACCUCAGAGCAAGAGGUAUGGAGUUUUUAUCUGUCCCUGAUUCCUACUAUGACAUGCUCCGUGAACGUUUAAAAAAUGAUAAAAUAAAUAUAUCGGAAGAUAUGGAUGUUUUACAAAAACUGAAAAUUUUAGUGGAUUAUGACGAAAAUGGAUAUCUUUUACAAAUUUUCACCAAAAACAUGCAGGAUCGACCAACAUUGUUCUUGGAAGUUAUCCAGAGACAUAACCAUAAUGGUUUUGGAGCUGGAAAUUUUAAGGCACUGUUUGAAGCCAUUGAAAUUGAACAAGCUGCAAGAGGAAACUUGUGAGAACUAUGUUUUGUAAUGUGUAAAUUCAAAAGAAGUUUUAAUGCCUGUAUAAUUAUAACCUCUUCCUUCAUCUUUGCACUAAGAGAAUAUCUGAGAUAUCAUUUCUUGAAACAGUCAAGUACUCUUGUAGCUGUGAGAUAGAAACUUUAUGUGUAGAGGAAAAAGCCAUGGAAUGUAAAGAGAGUUCUGUUGUUAAUAAGAACAUGAUCAAAGAAUCACUUCUCAAUCAACAAGUAAGAAUAAGUAUUUUGCACAAAUGGAAAACUUUGUUAUUAUUAUAUAAUAAUAUUGUUAUUGUUUUUAAAAUUGUAUAUUGUUAUUGUUGUAAGUUAACAAGUUGAGAUUUUAAGGCAGGUUUUUGAAACACUGUGUUCAUAAAAUAUGUUUAAUUUUUAUUUAACUUCUUAAAAUUGUCUUGGAAAAUUGAAGAUUUAUUUCAAAACCUUUCCAAAUAGACAAUUGUUUACUUAAAGAUUUCUCUCUGUGUCAUGUAGUAUAAGUACUAAUAAGUAAAUACAUAGAACAUGAUUGAAUCUUAAAUUUAUUGUUGACUAAUGCAUCAAAAAUGACAGAAACGGUUUGAAAAUUUAGAUUUAAAUAUAGUUUGAGUAUGUUUGUAUUCUUAAUAUUUAGAAAUUUGUACUUACAGUAUAAUGUAAGUAUUUUUCUAUAUGUUUUUUCUUUUUGUUUCUGCCUUUAUCACUAGCGAUCAUUUCUUUUUGGAAUUUUAUUGUCCUUUUAAAUAAAUAUGAUGAAGCCUACAUGAAAGAGUGCUGAUAUUUUGACAGAAAACAUGUAUUGUGGGUUUCUGAUAUUAUCAAAA